UCUACAUCAGCAUCUACAGCUCAGAUAACAACUCCACCAAUAUCUUCAUCGAAUGCAUCAAUAUCUAUGACUCAAAAAACUACUUCAGAUGCAUCAGCUGUGGUAUUAUCUACAUCAAAAGAACUAACAUCUACCCAUCAAUCAACAAGUGCACCAACAUCAGCAUUAAUCGCACCAAUAUUUACAUCAACUGCACCAACAUCUACGACUCAAACAACUACGUCAUCUGUAUUAACUGGUAUAUUUUCUACAUCUACACAACCAACAUCCAUCAGUCAAUCAGCAAGUGCACCAACAUCAGCAUUAAUUGCGCCAACAUCUACAUCAGCUGCAACAACACCUAUAACUCUAUCAACAAUAACUGCAACAUCGAUUGCACCAAUAUCUACAAUAGCUGUACCAACAUCUACUACUCACACAGCAACAGCUGCAACAACUGCCACAACCUUAACACCAACUGUGAUAACAUCUACAACUCAAACAACUGCAAUCUUCAAUCAACAAUCUGCAUUGACUCCAUCAAUGCCAACAACUACAUCAACUGCACCAACAUCUACAGCUCAAACAGCAAUAAAUGUACCAACAUCUACAUCAACAUCUACAGCUCAAACAACUACAGCAGCAUCUUCAUCAACUGCAUCAACAUCUGUGACUCAAAGUACUACAUCAACGGCAUCAAUUGUGCUAUUAUCUACGUCUAUGCAAACAACAUCUGCUAGUCAAUCAACUGCAACAACACCUACAACGCAGUCAACAACAACGGCAACAUCGAAAUCAGCGGCACCAGCAUCUACUACUCAAUCAACAACAGCUGCACCAACUUUGAGAUCAACUGUGCCAACAUCUACCAUUCAAUCAUCAACAACAACUUCACCAGCAUCUUCAUCCACUGUCACUCAAAGAACUUCAUCAAUUGCACCAACUGUACUAUUGUCUACAUAUACGCAACCAACAUCUACCAGUCAGUCAACUGCAACAACACCUACUACUCAAACGGCAACAUCGACAUCAGCUGCACCAUCUACUACAAAAACAACAACUGCACCCACUUCGAGAUCAACUGCAUUAACAUCUACUCGAACACCAACACCCACUUCUCAAAUGACAACUCAAGUUAUAUCUACAACGCAACCAGCAAGCCAGUCAACAUCAUCUCCAGAUGUUGUCCCACAAAAUAUGACAGCAUUUGCAUAUGUAGCUUUUAAAUUGAGAUCCUCUGUUGAGCUGAGCAAUGAUGAAAUCGUUACUUAUAUUGAAAAGUUUGUCAAGCACUUUCAAGCAAACAUUAAUGGGACCAUAAAGAUUACUGUGAAGAAAUCAAGAAAAUUGUUGGUCUAAGGAUCUGAUGGAAAACUUCACUGCAAUAAUAGCAUGUUGAAGCCCUGACAAAUUAUAAUCAAAUGCAUUUGUGUAAAAAAAAAAAAAAAAAAACUUUACACAAGGCCACAUCAUUCACAUUAUUAAUUUGAUAUUUAUCAUGCAAUGAUAAAAUCCGAUGCUGUUUUUAGGUGAUGUGUUAUAUUUAAAUACAUUGUAAAUAUAUUUAUGUUUUUGACUUCAAGAUCUCUGACAAUUAUUUUCUCAAUUAUU
Molecule: messenger RNA, 1590 nt
Organism: Sinocyclocheilus grahami
Lineage: Eukaryota; Metazoa; Chordata; Actinopteri; Cypriniformes; Cyprinidae
Product: cell wall protein DAN4-like
Exons: 4
Coding region: 67-1338 (423 amino acids)
Source: RefSeq, a predicted model, not a curated record